This is a messenger RNA of Apis cerana (Asiatic honeybee), 3302 nucleotides long. It is a transcript of the gene tws, whose product is annotated as protein phosphatase 2 regulatory subunit tws. The record is from RefSeq and is a predicted model, not a curated record. Gene Ontology annotation, molecular function: protein phosphatase regulator activity; protein binding. Gene Ontology annotation, cellular component: protein phosphatase type 2A complex. Lineage: Eukaryota; Metazoa; Arthropoda; Insecta; Hymenoptera; Apidae.
UGUGGGGCGCCUCGGUCAAGCAACUGUUGCACUCAUCAAGAGGCUCGCUGCUUCCCGGUGUGUUCCUCGUCCCGAGCCGAUGGCUCGAGGGACGACGGAGCGUUUCAGUAGUAAACACCAGUUGGCGUAAGACAGUGUCGGAUGGCUGUCAUCGUCCUGCGGUCGCUACUACGAUACGUGAUGUAUGUACAAUCAGACGGUGGUGUGCGUACGCUAGCCGCGUGUGUAUCAAUGUUCGUUUCUUAAAAGACUUGCACGGGUAUUCGUGCAUACAAACGUGCAUGCGUGCAUGCGUGCGUGCGUACGGAAGCUUAUUUGCCCUCGUGCUUUGAAGUAGUCGUGACGACGCGUUGUUAUAUACUUACUUGUGGUAUUGCCCACUACGUUUAUCGAAAGUGUACACCGUUAUUACUUUUACAUAUUCAAUUCAACGUUACACCUGUUCUCUCUGGUCCUGGUGUCGUUCACCGAGGUGUCUGGUUACCUCAACGUCACAACUUUCUGUCUAUCAAACGCUUUAUCUCCGAGGACACGCAACAACAAUCGUAGCCGAACUCGGGGAUGCUGCGUGUUCCUGGUAUGGAGUUUGCACGCAAAAGGAAUGAAUUUCGAGCUUAAGAAGCGGUCGGAAAAUUCUCUGGCUAGACGCCAGGGACCUUCUGCCACUGGCGUGCACAGUUCGCCAGUUUAACAAACUACCACCCGUCUGCCACCCCUUCUGCUCGUCCUCGCAAAUCCAUAGUCGGGGAACGACUUUUCCGGUGUCAAAGUUCAGAAGGUUAUGGAAGAAAUACCAGAACCAGGGACACCGGGAGAACAUUGGGGGAAAAAAGCGUUUUUCGAGCGUCCGGAUUGCAACGUGCAACUGGUAGUAGCCUCGUUAACGAAGAAUCCGUUGGUGAAAAACAAAGCGACAAAUUGAUGCAAAGUGGAUGUUGAGGUGAAGGAAUAGUGAGCGUGGUUAACAGGUGGAAAAGAGUCGAAGUUCGCGAAAUAGCACCACGCGUCACGCAGGGGUGGUGGGUCUAUGGGGGGCUCCGCCCCAGCGGCCCCCCGGCGCCAGUCCAAACGGAAACUGCCGGAACGGUGCUAUCCUGGCAAGGUCCAAGACCGCCCCGCUUCCGGUACCACCGUCAAAACGGAUGAAGAGCCCCUCCAACAUCAUGAGGCAGUCUAGCCUCACCAAGCUUGGCUCCAUGAUCAAUACCGCCGUGAACAAGAGAGUCGGCAAUGGUGACAUACAGUGGUGUUUCUCUCAGGUGAAAGGAACAUUAGAAGACGAUGUCACUGAAGCUGAUAUAAUUUCAUGUGUUGAAUUUAACCAUGAUGGUGAUCUUCUUGCAACAGGAGAUAAAGGUGGUCGGGUUGUUAUUUUUCAAAGAGACCCAGUUAGUAAAAACAGUAUACCUCGGAGAGGUGAAUACAAUGUAUACAGCACCUUUCAAAGUCAUGAACCUGAAUUUGAUUACCUGAAAUCAUUAGAAAUAGAAGAAAAAAUUAACAAAAUUAGAUGGUUAAAAAGAAAAAAUCCAGCACAUUUUUUACUUUCCACAAAUGAUAAAACAAUUAAAUUGUGGAAAGUCAGUGAACGAGAUAAAAGAGUAGAAGGCUAUAAUACAAAAGAAGAAAAUGGUACAAUUCGUGAUCCUGCUUGUAUCACUUCUUUAAGGGUUCCAACUAUAAAGCCAAUGGAAUUAAUGGUAGAAGCAUCUCCAAGAAGAAUAUUUGCCAAUGCGCACACCUAUCAUAUAAACAGUAUAAGUGUCAACAGUGAUCAAGAGACAUACCUCAGUGCUGAUGAUCUUAGAAUUAAUCUUUGGCACCUUGAGAUCACAGACCAGAGUUUUAAUAUAGUAGAUAUUAAGCCAACUAAUAUGGAGGAGCUAACUGAAGUAAUAACCGCUGCGGAAUUUCACCCGGCAGAAUGUAAUGUCUUGGUAUAUAGUAGCAGUAAAGGAACAAUUAGACUUUGUGACAUGAGAUCUGCUGCGCUUUGCGACCAACAUAGUAAGCUCUUUGAAGAACCAGAAGAUCCAACAAAUAGAAGUUUCUUCUCUGAAAUCAUUUCCAGUAUAAGCGAUGUAAAACUUAGUAAUUCAGGAAGAUAUAUGAUCAGUAGAGACUACCUCAGUGUGAAAGUGUGGGAUUUACAAAUGGAAACAAGACCUAUUGAAUGUUACCCUGUACACGAAUACCUAAGAUCAAAGUUAUGUUCAUUAUAUGAAAAUGAUUGUAUCUUUGACAAAUUCGAGUGUUGUUGGAGUGGUAAUGAUUCUGCUAUUAUGACGGGUUCAUACAAUAAUUUCUUCAGAGUAUUCGAUCGUACGACUAAACGUGAUCUCACAUUGGAAGCAGCACGUGACAUUGCCAAACCAAAAACACUUUUAAAGCCACGUAAGGUUUGUACUGGCGGUAAACGUAAAAAAGAUGAAAUUAGCGUUGACUGUCUUGAUUUCAAUAAAAAAAUAUUACAUACUGCUUGGCAUCCAUCUGAAAAUGUAGUAGCUGUUGCUGCUACAAAUAAUCUCUUCCUAUUUCAAGACAAACUCUAGCACAUCUGUAUGCAAAUCAUUCAACGGUAUAUGUUGACGUGAGCAAGGCACGUUCAACUAAAAAAGUCCCAGUGGAUCAAGGGGUGUCUGAAUUACACUGACGAAAGUUGACUAUUUUAAUAGUUGACUGACUGAAAAGUGGUGUACGUAGCGCCGUCCACACAGCUCACAUAUUCAUACACACUAUGUAUACACAGAGACAUACAGAAUUGCACAUAACACCUUGUCGCGCGUAUAUAUGUGUAUAAAUACAUGCAAGCAAAGACGCAUAGUUCUCCAAACUAUUAAAUUCCGCUAGUUAAAAUAAAAUGCACGGAAUCAUUGCCUAUUGAUGAAAAGAAAUGUACAGUUUAAUCAAUCAAUAGACUCGUGUUGGCGGUUAUUAUUUAACUAUUUUAAUAGAAGAUUAAUACUUUCAGUUUGCUUGUAUCAUAGAAAUUUUGAUACCAUACAACUUAAAGUGUUUUUUAAUAUAGGUGAUUUUUCUACGUAUGGAAUAAUAUAUGUAAAAGGAAAUGCAUCAGUAGGACCAAGUGCAUAGAAUUAAAAGUUACUAGAUGCGAUAAAUAUAUCCUCGUAAUUAUAUAUCUUUGCUUAAUAAUUUUCCAAAUGCCUAGAUAUGCAAAAUUAAAUAUAGGGAUGAUUAUAUGUGCCAAUAAGAUUAACAGAUCUACAGCUCAUUUAUUCUAAUUCAAUAUUCUUUGUUCAAUAAGUUUUUGCGCAGUAAAAUUUUAAUUACUUCAAAAUAAA